GGGACUACAUGUGCACCGCUAUGCCCAGCUUCCCAACAAGGCAAAAGACAUCUGCUUGGACCAGGGGCCACUGGAGAACCACACAGCAAUAUUGUAUCCAUGUCAUGGCUGGGGACUGCAGGGUUUCCAGAAUAACUUGAGUCUUGGUAACCAAAAUCCUGUCAUCUGGAACAUACAAUGGAUCACUGCUGUACAAGUGAUGGUCCCUAUGAGACAGCAGAGAUAAACGCCAACAGAAAGGUUUCUAAGAUGUGUUCCUAACAUUUCCUAGGAGCAGUGAAUUAUAUGGAAUCUCGUUCUCUUCUUUUUGGAUUGUAUACUGAAUUCUGCUGGAUUCACUGACAAGAAGAGUUUGAAUUAGCAGAACCCUGAGAAUGGAGACACCUUUAGAAGAGACUGAUGAAGGAAGUACAGGAGGAGUUUCAUCUUUGGAAAUAGAAGUUUUCCUUGACCGCAGAACCCAUCCAAGGUUUCCUUUUAGCAUUUUCUUGUCAACUCUUCUCUACUGUGGUGAGGUGGCCUCCGCUUUGUAUAUGUUUGUUCUUUAUCGGAACAAUGGUGACAUAUACUGGAUGUCAUUUACCAUCAGCCUUAUUAUUACGGGAGCAUUUUUUGAUCAAAUUACCCUGUUGUUUUUCAACAAAGACUCGAGGGGAAAUAAGGUUGUGUUACUUAUUGGGCACAUUCUUCUUUUAGGACCUAUAGUGAGGUGUUUGCAGACCACUAUACACUACCACAAAUUAUUGAAAUAUCUUACACUGGAGGCGGAAGAGAGUCAAGAUAGCAACCCAGAGAGAAAUAAGAUACUGCAAAGGAAGAUUGUUUACUCAAGUCAGUGUAUUUUAAGGCAAGACAAUGCAUUCAAAUGCAUGAGAGUUGUUCAGGCUUUUGUUUCUUCUGCUCCACAAUUAGUUUUUCAGAUAUAUGUCACUCUCACUAUAAAAGAAUUGCCUUCAGGUAGAGCCUUGCUGAUGACAUGUUGCCUCUUAUCAGCUGCUUAUGGGGCAAUUCUCUGCAGUACACUAGCCAUCCAAAUCAGCAACGAUGAUACUACCAUUAAGCUACCGCCAAUGGAACUCUUCUAUGUGAUAAUAUGGCGUUUCUUAGAAAUUAUCUCACGUGCAGUGGCUCUGGCAUUAUUUGCUGCAUCUCUGAAACUGAAGAGCCUACCCUUUCUCUUGGUCAUAUAUUUUGUAUCAGUGUUGGCACCAUGGCUGGAGUUCUGGAAAAAUGGAGCUCAUCUUCCUAGCAGUACAGAAGAUUCCAGUGUGGUGGGUACAGUACUGAUGCUUAUCGUCAUCACACUACUGUAUGCUGCCAUCAAUUUCUCCUGCUGGGCAGCAGUGAAACUGCAGUUGUCAAAUGAGAAAAUAUUUGACAGGAGAGAGAGGUGGGGCCAUAGAAUUCUACACUACAGCUUUCAGUUUUUAGAAAAUGUGAUGAUGAUAAUCGCAUUUAUAUUCUAUAGAGGGGAAACUUUACUGAAUUGUUGUUACACAUUAGUUGCCAUACACGUCCUCAUAAUCUACUUAUUAGGCUUUUCCUUUAUGUGUCUCUUCUAUCACUAUUUGUACCCAAGGAAGUCAGACAAAAUAUUGUAAAGACAUACUAAAAAUUAGCCAGAGUCACUGUGGUAUUAUGUAAACAUCAAAGAAAAUUAAAAGAAUAAAAAUAAGCAGCUAAGGAAAUAUUAUCAUUCUUGGAAUAGAUGAGUAAUUUUCAUUCAAUAAAAUAUGAAAUAUUCACAAAAUAUACAUACGUACUUUCACAGAACAAUGUAGUAAAGAUGCUGAAUGUGACUUUUUAAAGAUACUCUUUCAUUAAAAAAAUUAUAAAGAGCAAGA
Molecule: messenger RNA, 1844 nt
Organism: Saimiri boliviensis boliviensis (Bolivian squirrel monkey)
Lineage: Eukaryota; Metazoa; Chordata; Mammalia; Primates; Cebidae
Gene: XKR3
Product: XK related 3
Cellular component (GO): membrane
Source: RefSeq, a predicted model, not a curated record